Messenger RNA from Myripristis murdjan (pinecone soldierfish), 1266 nucleotides. RefSeq names its product MTOR associated protein, LST8 homolog (S. cerevisiae) (gene mlst8). Gene Ontology annotation, biological process: TOR signaling; regulation of actin cytoskeleton organization. The transcript has 9 exons. Gene Ontology annotation, cellular component: TORC2 complex; TORC1 complex. Gene Ontology annotation, molecular function: protein binding. Lineage: Eukaryota; Metazoa; Chordata; Actinopteri; Holocentriformes; Holocentridae. The coding region runs from base 104 to 1084 and encodes 326 amino acids. The record is from RefSeq and is a predicted model, not a curated record.
CGAAGCGGAACUUUUAAAACCCUUGUUGCAAAGGGGACGCUUUAGUGGGACGUACGCUACUGUUUUGCCAUCAACAUCCCAAGGUGACAGCCAGCAGUGAAGCAUGAAUGUGAACCAGGGCACGGUGGGCAGCGACCCGGUCAUUCUGGCUACGGCUGGGUACGACCACACUGUCCGCUUCUGGCAGGCCCACAGCGGGAUCUGCACCAGGACUGUCCAGCACCAGGACUCCCAAGUAAAUUCACUUGAAGUCACGCCUGAUAGGAGUAUGAUUGCAGCUGCAGGCUACCAGCACAUCCGUAUGUACGACCUGAACUCCAACAACCCCAACCCGGUGAUCAAUUACGACGGCGUCAGCAAGAACAUCACAUCUGUGGGCUUCCAUGAAGACGGACGCUGGAUGUACACGGGAGGAGAGGACUGCAUGGCUCGCAUCUGGGACCUGAGGUCAAGAAAUCUACAAUGUCAAAGGAUCUUCCAGGUCAACGCUCCAAUCAACUGUGUGUGCCUUCAUCCCAACCAGGCUGAGCUGAUCGUAGGAGACCAGAGUGGAGUGAUUCAUAUCUGGGAUCUGAAGACCGACCACAAUGAACAGCUGAUUCCUGAGCCAGAGGUCUCCAUCAACUCAGUGCACAUUGACCCAGAUGCCAGUUACAUGGCAGCAGUCAACAGCUCGGGUAACUGUUAUGUGUGGAACCUCGCUGGAGGCAUCGGAGACGAGGUAACGCAGCUCAUUCCCAAGACCAAGAUCCCUGCACACAACCGCUACUCGCUCCGCUGCAAGUUCAGCCCUGAUUCCACGCUGUUGGCCACCUGCUCAGCAGAUCAGACCUGUAAGAUUUGGCGGACAUCCAACUUUGCGCUUAUGACAGAGCUGAGCAUCAAGAGCAACAACCCCGGGGAGACUUCUAGAGGCUGGAUGUGGGACUGCGCCUUCUCUGGAGACUCUCAGUACAUUGUCACAGCCUCUUCUGACAACCUGGCCCGUCUGUGGUGUGUGGAGACGGGGGAGAUUAAGAGGGAGUACAGUGGCCACCAGAAGGCCGUGGUGUGUCUGGCCUUCAAUGACAGUGUGCUCGGCUGAAGAUGAGGAGGAGGAAGAUGCCAGAAUUGGCAGAGAGCCAGAGCAGCAGUGUAAUCUGCAAGGACAAAAAAGACAGAAUCUUGGGACAACACGGGCUGGUUAGCACAAAUGGACUUUAUCAAAAAAAAAACAAAAAAAAAACCGUCAGUGAUAAUCAUCCUCAGAUAGUGGCGACGUGUGAC